Molecule: messenger RNA, 1921 nt
Organism: Calliphora vicina (urban bluebottle blowfly)
Lineage: Eukaryota; Metazoa; Arthropoda; Insecta; Diptera; Calliphoridae
Product: trimeric intracellular cation channel type 1B.1
Exons: 4
Coding region: 218-1048 (276 amino acids)
Biological process (GO): potassium ion transmembrane transport
Cellular component (GO): membrane
Molecular function (GO): identical protein binding; potassium channel activity
Source: RefSeq, a predicted model, not a curated record
CUUUUUAAAACUCUGUGUUGUAGAUUUUGCUCUCGUGGUCGGACGUUGUGUUUGCCGUAAAUUCGUUGCCAAAUAAUUUUUAAUUUAAAGAAAAAAAAUCUUAUUUAGAGCUGCUGCGCUGCGGUUGGCUAAUAAUAUAAAUUAUUAUUUAAGAAAAAUACAAACUCCGAACGCACAACAAACUUAAGCAUAGAAUUAAAAAACACAAACUUCCAACAUGGAUCCCGAAGCAUUUUUAGAUAUGGCCAAUCAGGUCAUUAAAUUGAAAAUGUUCCCAUAUUUCGAUAUAGCACACAGUUUAUUAGCCGCCCUAGCAGUACGUGAAGAUUUAGGUUCAAAUGCUCAGGCCUUCUCCCGCAAACAUCCGUUGGCCUGUUGGCUAUCCACCAUGUUGGUGAUAUUUUCGGGUGCUAUGGUAGCCAAUGGCUUGUUGGGUGAGCCCAUAUUGUCGCCCCUCAAAAAUACACCACAAUUAAUGGUGGGCACAGUUGUUUGGUACAUGGUAUUUUAUACUCCCUUUGAUAUUGGUUACAAAGUUGCGAAAUUUUUGCCCAUUAAAGUGGUGGCCAGUGCUAUGAAAGAAAUUUAUCGUGCCAAAAAGGUGUAUGAUGGUGUUUCACAUGCUGCCAAAUUGUAUCCGAAUGCUUGGAUUAUUAUGAUUAUUAUUGGUACUUUGAAGGGCAAUGGUGCUGGUUUUACAAAACUAUUUGAGCGUUUAAUACGCGGUGCUUGGACUCCAACGGCCAUGGAAUUUAUGCAACCUUCUUUCUACACAAAGGCUUCCCUUUUGGCUUCCAUUAUCUUCGUUUUGGAUAAGAAAACUGAUUGGAUUUCCGCUCCUCAUGCCUUGGUCUACUUUGGUAUUGUGAUUUUCAUGGUCUACUUUAAAUUGUCCUCGAUUUUGUUGGGCAUACACGAUCCCUUCUUGCCGUUCGAAAACUUGUGCUGUGCCAUAUUCUUUGGUGGCAUUUGGGAUAGUUUGGCUAAGAUUUUGGGCCGCGGCCAAGCCAAAGAAGGUGAAGGCAAAGAUGUUAAAAAGAGCAACUAAAAGACUUGCAUUACUCAGCAAAUUACUAAUAUGUUAACAACUGCAGCCUAACAACACAACAGGCCAAAACGAAAACGAAGUCGAUUUGAAUUUAAAACAUGUUUUAAUUUUUUUAAUUUUUUGAAAAACGAAAACGAAAUGCAACACAAAGAAGCCACCUAUCCUAACAACCAACACUUUAAACGGACAUCUACGAAUUUGUUUCUUUUAUGAAAAAAAACCAUCAAACAUUUGGCCAUUUGUUUUCUUAUAUACAUAAUUCAUAAUUUUCAUGAAUUGAUUUUAUUUUAAACUAGUCGUAUUAUUCAUAAGUCCAAAGUCACUCUUAUUAUUUAGUAGCCCAGUGGGUGUGUGCUUAUUAAAUAAUGACUGGUGACUUUGCAACACUUUUUUUUAAAACCUAAAAUUUUAAUUUUUAUCAUCAUAUCAUCAUUAAUAUUUGCAAUUUAUUAAAUACGCACAAUUGCUAUUUUAAACAAAAUAAUAUUUUAACAAUUAUUUUUCCUUUUAAUAGAAAUACUUUCUAAUGCGUAUCAUUUUGUCAGUUAAUUGAUAAACAUUUAAUUGUAAUUAAACAUAUAAUCAAACAUACAAACAUGCAUAUUUACUAAAAAAAAUAGAACAGACUUUAGUGUUUUAAACAAAAAACAAUACCAAUGAUCAUUAAAUGAAAUGUUAUGAUAUAAACAAAUUAUUUCUAAAAUUAAAUUAUUUUAUUCUUUUUUUUAAAUUAGAUUUUAAGUGAUGUUUUUUUUAUGAAAUAACAAAAAUAAAGUGCAAUGUAUUUGUAUGUACUUGUGAAUUAUAAUUUAAUUGUAUGGUACUUUUAAGAAUGAGCAAAAUAAAACAACACCUUUUUGAGAUACAAACAAA